Messenger RNA from Acanthosepion pharaonis, 1500 nucleotides. NCBI's taxonomy places the organism in Eukaryota, Metazoa, Mollusca, Cephalopoda, Sepiida, Sepiidae. The record is from the annotation of a GenBank genome assembly.
AUGAUGGAGGACUUCAUGCCUUUAUGUUCAAGUCUAGAACGCGAGCAAUAUACAUUGCAGCGUCUCAACUCGAGUUGCCGAGACGAGUGCGACCCUGGCUCGCUGGGAGCUGACCUACGUUGCGUUAGCCCCCUGGGUACGGUCUGGAGCCGAGAUGGGCUCGAAGACGAUGUCUACUUGGAGUACCUCUUUUCGCAAGGACUAGCCGACACGAUCGAUCCAGUCACGAACUCUUCCCGGUUCCAGCACGACGAGGGGUCAGGUUCUGCAGCCUUGGUAGGUUGCCAGAGUGUGCAGACUUCGGCCAUGAUGACUUCAACCGUUAUAGGAUCUUCUUCACCAUCUUCAUCUGGAAUCCCCUCACCAGCAUCACCUUCAACGCUCGAACUGGACUGCUCGCAAAGCUCCGUGUCCAGUACUUCGGACACAUCUUCGGUCCUGUCGAUGGAAUUUAACUGUAGCAGUAGUAGUAGUAGUUUCGGUGGUAGUGCAGGGGAUUCUCUCGAUAAUUCGGAUAGUGGUUAUGAUGAAGUGUUUUCUUUAUCUGAGAAUGAACUUAUUGUGCUUGGAGUGGGUCUUCCAAACUUAAUGCAAAAUUUAUCGGAACCUUUACUGGAGUCUUCCACAUCUUUAUACACAGGUGGAAUUGGAUUAUUUCCCUCUUUGCAGCAAACGUAUGUUAACCAACGCAAUCGCCCGUCUGGCUCGAAAAAGAACAAAGUUAUGAAAGAACGAGUGUGUAAUUCUGCACGGGCGGACAGGUUAAUAAAUUCUCUGAUCCAAAGAAACUCAAAAGAACAGACCAGCGACAAGAACAGAAAUCAGUAUAAUAAUAACUUGAACCUUUCAUCGGAUUUCAAUUCAUCAACUUCGACAAUGAGGGCCCCGAAAGGCUCAACAGCUCACCGUAACAACGGACGGGUCUCUUCAGCUAAAAAUCAGGCAGCAAAAUCUACCCACCCUAAACUUGUUCUCAUGCAAAAUGACAUCACCAGCAGCUGUUUGCUUAGUAGUAACAUUGACAGUACCAAUCUAGGGAAGUCUCGGGGACCUCGGAGCCUGAAUACAGGCUCGAGCCGGGUCAGCCCUAACGGUGGUGUCGUCAAGGAUAAGAGCGAGGAGAAAAUCUAUCAUUGCACAUUUGCUGACUGCAACAAGGUAUACAGCAAAAGUUCGCACCUGAAAGCUCACCUGAGACGGCACACAGGUGAGAAACCCUUUGAGUGCACGUGGCCCGGCUGCGGCUGGCGAUUCUCGCGUUCAGACGAGUUGGCCCGACACAAACGGUCGCAUUCCGGGAUCAAACCCUAUCAGUCUGAAAAGGAACUAUCUAUCUAUCUAUCUAUCUAUCUAUCUAUCUAUCUAUCUAUCUAUCUAUCUAAGUCUUUUCAUCAUCUAUUGACAACCCUCCUUUCAUUAUUCUAUCUAUCUAUCUAUCUAUCUAUCUAUCUAUCUAUCUAUCUAUCUAUCUAUCUUGUCCUAGAUCCUCUCAGAAAAUAA